Molecule: messenger RNA, 1206 nt
Organism: Balearica regulorum gibbericeps (East African grey crowned-crane)
Lineage: Eukaryota; Metazoa; Chordata; Aves; Gruiformes; Gruidae
Source: RefSeq, a predicted model, not a curated record
UUAACUCUUUGCAGGUGUGUACAAAGUAAUAUUGUGUUGCUUACUCAAGCUUUCAGGAGGAAGUUUGUCAUUCCAGAUUUUAUGUCGUUUACUUCACAUAUUGAUGAGCUGUAUGAAAGUGCUAAAAAACAAUCUGGAGGAAAGGUUGCUGACUAUAUUCCACAACUGGCCAAGUUCAGCCCUGAUUUGUGGGGUGUAUCACUUUGCACAGUGGAUGGACAGAGGCAUUCUGUUGGCGAUACCAAAGUUCCAUUUUGUCUUCAGUCCUGUGUAAAGCCUUUGAAAUAUGCUAUUGCUGUUAAUGAUCUUGGCACAGAGUAUGUGCACAGAUAUGUUGGUAAAGAGCCUAGUGGAUUAAGAUUCAACAAACUGUUCCUGAAUGAAGAUGACAGGCCUCAUAACCCUAUGGUGAAUGCUGGAGCAAUUGUGAUCACAUCUUUAAUCAAGCAAGGAGCAAAUAAUGCAGAAAAAUUUGACUACGUGAUGCAAUUCAUGAAUAAAAUGGCUGGUAAUGAGUAUGUUGGAUUCAGUAAUGCUACGUUCCAGUCCGAAAGAGAGAGUGGAGAUAGAAACUUUGCGAUCGGCUAUUACUUGAAAGAAAAAAAGUGCUUUCCUGAAGGCACGGAUAUGGUUGCUAUACUAGACUUCUAUUUUCAGCUUUGCUCAAUAGAAGUGACAUGCGAGUCGGCAAGCGUGAUGGCAGCAACUCUGGCUAACGGUGGCUUUUGCCCAAUCACUGGUGAAAGAGUACUGAGUCCUGAAGCAGUCCGGAACACCUUGAGCUUAAUGCAUUCCUGUGGCAUGUACGACUUCUCAGGGCAGUUUGCCUUCCAUGUUGGUCUUCCUGCAAAGUCUGGAGUUGCUGGUGGGAUUCUUCUGGUUGUUCCUAAUGUCAUGGGCUUGAUGUGCUGGUCACCUCCUUUGGACAAGAUGGGCAACAGUGUUAAAGGAAUUCACUUUUGUCAUGAUCUGGUUUCUUUGUGCAAUUUCCAUAACUACGAUAAUUUGAGACACUUUGCAAAAAAGCUUGAUCCUCGCAGAGAAGGUGGUGAUCAGCGGCAUUCCUUUGGACCAAUGGACUAUGAGAAUCUCCAGCAAGAACUUGCUUUAAAAGAAACAGUAUGGAAAAAAGUGUCACCUGAAUCAAACGAGGACAUCUCCAGAACCGUAGUGUAUAGAAUGGAAGGUCGGGGAGAGCAAAACUAA